AUGGCAGAGGCUCAAUUGACAAAUCAAUUAACACGUAUUGAUUCAAUGACAAACGUUGAAUUACGCGCUGAGUUAAAACGACGUGGUUGCCCAACAUCAGGCAAUAAAAAAGAUUUGGUAGCUAAAUUACGUGUUGCUUUACAAAAAGAAUAUGAACAAGCAGGUAUAUCAUCUCCAAUCAAGAAUCAAGCCAAUUUUGAUGGAAGAAAUGAUAAUCUUUCUGGUUUACAACAAUCACCUGUUGGACGAAUUAGUGGUAAUAGACCGUCAUUAGAUACUUCAACAACAUCAUCAAAUACUUAUAUGACACCACACAGUGGUAGUCCAAUUGUAUAUUCUGAGCAUGUGCAUAGUGGAGAGGUACCAUUAACAUAUACGAAUUUACAAAUUCAUGAUCAAACCUCUGGACAAUAUCCAUCGGUAUAUAACUUGAAAAUGCAACAAAAUAUUCAUCAAGCACCAGCUCCAAUGAUUCCUGUUCCUCAACAAUUAACAAUAUCAUCUGCGGAAAGAUCUCAGAUGUAUGAUCAAUCUAUUUUACAUAAUGAACAAAGAGAACAAGAAAUUUCAUAUAUGCAAACACGUCAAAAACGAACGAGUGCUGAUAAUUCAAUAGAUACAUCUAUGUCUUCUUCAACUAUUCCUCAAACAACACCAGAGAGAAGAACACGAACACGAAGUAAAAAAGUCUCUGUUGAUUCUCAACAGAUUGAAAUUCCACAACAACUUCCACCAAUGGAAAAUAUUCCGACUGAAGUUCUACGAGUGGAAAAUGUUCCGAUUGAAGUUUCACCAAUGGAAACCGUUCCGAUUGAAGUUCCACCAAUGGAAACUAUUCCGAUUGAAGUUCCACGAGUGGCAAAUGUUCCGAUUGAAGUUCCACCAAUGGAAAUUAUUCCAACUGAAGUUAUUCAUCCAACACCGAUACAACCAACGAUUAACUACGAACAAGUUGUUAACAACACUUCAUCAACAAAUGAUAAUAUUGGCAACAAUAUCGAGGUGAAUCCCAUUGUGAGUAAGAAUAGUGAGGAAGAAAAUAAAGAUAGAGAAAAUAUAAGAGAAGAACGAGAAGAUUCUCGUUCACCAUCUGUAGGCAGUAGUAGUGCCAAAUCUGAGUCUGUUAUUAAAGAAAUUCCGUUGUCCGGUGAAAGACAUCGUUUGAGUCGAUCGAAAUCACCUAAAUCACGUUGGCAUCAUUCGCCUUCACCACAAGAACAGAUGCAUCAACCAGCAACGAUUGAAGAAGAGCCAAACUCGGUGAUAACACCUACAAAUGAUGACAACAAUACGACUAAUGAGCAUGAUGAAAAGUCAUCAAUAGCGGUACCAACAAUCACCGAGGAAACCAAUAAUUUCAGUGCAAAUGAAAAAAAUCAAGACAACCAGGAUACUCAGACGAAAGAUGAAUCAUCUGCAUUCGGUAAUCAACAACCAGAAACGGCUGCACCUCAGCAGCAGCUAAAACCUAGUCGAUCGCAAACAUCAACAUUAUCAUCUUCAUCAUCAUCAUUAAUGAAAGGUCUCAAUCGAUCGACAAUAAACAAUCGAGUAAAUUUAUCAUCCGAUGUUCUCAAAACACUCAUUCCAAAUAUAAGUCUAGCACCUGAAUCUAUUAUUAAUGAUGAACUUGAAGCAUCAAUGAAUGAACAAGAUCAUGGUGACGAUAUUGAACAUUCACCAAAUCAGUCAGUACUUGAAACCAGUGUUGCUACUGGUUUUCGUUUAUCUGAUUCUAUGACUAUCGGCGAAUUAGCUGAUCAAAAACAACAACGUAAUAGAACUGUUGUUAUUGAUGUUGCUGUUGAUUCUUCAUCGUUAAACGAUGAUCUUAUCGGUAAUAAUGUAGAUAGUCGGAAGAAAACUCAAACACCGGCACCACCUAUGCGUAUUGCUUCAUUUGAAUCAAAAACAUUACUCGAUGGAAAAACUAACGCUCUGAUGAUUGAUGAACCAGUACGUGUAAAGGAUGCUACAGCAACACUUGAACCGCUUAGCCGAAUUCUAUACAUUCGUGGUCUUACUCGUCCAUUUACUCUUCCAUUAUUAAAAGAACUUCUUAGUCGUUAUGGUAAAUUAGUUGAUGGUGAAUUUUGGCUUGAUAAAAUAAAAAGUCAAUGUUUUGUAAUAUAUAACACACUUGAAGAAGCACAAAAUGCUCGUGAAGGUCUAGAUGGCUGUCGAUGGCCAUCAACAAAUCCCAAAACACUAUCUGUUCGAUUUGGUCGACAAGAUGAAUUUGAAUUCAGCAAAACACAUGAUUUACCACCUGAUCAGAUGUCUAUUGAUGCAAUGGAUAUCACAAAUAGCCGUCUUGUACAAGAAAAACCAACGUCUAUUAAUAAAAAUUCAGGAUCAGCACGGCGAUCGGCUAGUCCAAUUGAUGAAACAAAAGCAAACAAAAAACUUCGUACAACUGGUAAUACUGAUAUGAGAGAAUGGGAUUUACCGAAAUUUCAAGAAGACAAAGAAAAAUCACCAAAAGAGCGUAACGUUAUCGAAGAACCAAAAGUUACAGUCAAUGAGCCACCAGCAAAAGGACUUGAUGAUUAUUUCCGUAAAACAAAAGCAAAACCACCUAUCUAUUGGUUACCAUUAACCGAAGAACAAAUUGUUGAACGAGCUCUUCAACAACAACAACGUAAUGCUGCACGCGAUGAAGAACAAAAAAAACGAGAACUUGAAGAAUCGGCACGUACAUCAAACAACAGCAAGGAUUCAAAACCUCGUACAAAUAAUAAUGAUAAUAAAUCGUCAAAUCGUACUUAUCGUCGAUCACCAUCACCUAGAGAGAAACGUAGACGUGUUUCAUUGAGUCCAUCGUCACGUCCACGAGAUAAUAAACGGCAUUAG
Rotaria socialis is the source of this 2853-nucleotide messenger RNA. The record is from the annotation of a GenBank genome assembly. Lineage: Eukaryota; Metazoa; Rotifera; Eurotatoria; Philodinida; Philodinidae.